GCAGUCACGAACGCUUUAAAUCGAAAUCCUCAGGGCCCUUCACUUGUCAUCGCUUUGCUCGCGCUCCUUUACUGGGCUCUUGUCAGAAUAAAACAAAUAAUAAAACAUCCCCUGACGUCAUUCGAAGUGAGCAGCUCGUUGCGUGCCGGCGCCUAAACCGUGGCUGCACCCACCUCUUCCGAGACAUCGUGGAAGAGUAGGCCAAUUACCGCGAGCAAAGGGCACCCCCCACCCCGCUCCACCGGUGUCACGAGAGCUAAAUUGCUGGGUUCCUUGUCCUUUAACGUCAACAUUUUACCUCUUGUGCAACAGCGUGCACAAAUUGUGGUCAGCUAUCAGAAGAAUGUGAAGGACGCGACUCUCACCUUUCCGCAUGCCAGUCCGAGAAGUUUGGUAGAGAGCUCGCGGGCCGAAUGUCGGAGGGCGCGUGGCUGGUAUGCGGAUGCGCGUCUCAAACUUUCUGGGGUUCCAUCUGCAAGACGGUGGUGUAUCUGCGCUUGUUAAGCAUUAGUGACGCCUCGUGCAACACUCUGAAGACCGGGUUUAAGCGCUUCAGAAGACCACGCCGAUUGCAGAUCAGUGCAUGGCAGAAACAAACAUGCCAUCGACUCCGGCAGACCACGGUGACGUUUACGAGAAUGUAAAUUGUGUUCGGCAAUUGGCUGCUAAGUACGAAAUACACGAAAUACCUCGUGUCACAGUGGCCAAACCAAAACCAGUGGCCAAACCAAAACCAGUGGCCGUGAGACCAGGCAACAGCGGUAAGCCUGGACCCCCAGUGCUGCCAAAGCCAGUCACGAACAAAGCUAAAGACACCGGUAGCUCAGCAGACACGAAACACAUUUCUGCCAAAUAUUUGGACGAUGGGAGCACCACAAAAACUCCGAAAAAAGCGUUAAUGCCUCCGAUUGCUAACGUCUCCAACAAACAUUCAAAGACGGCCGAGGGAUACGCAAAGAAGGAAACUGAUUGUGUCGAAGGAAAACUGAACUUGCAGUUAUUAAGCCCUUCUUCGUCUACGACAUCCACGUCCGUUUCAAAACAAGGGGACUGUCAGGUGAAGUCUCUCCUGAGCGGUCCCCCAAUCCCAGACGAGGCCCUCAAAGCUGAGCACGAGCAGGGGCAGAAAGGCGAACUGACUGAGAAACCAAAAACACCUUUCAAGCCAAUUCCUUCGCCGAGGAUCGUGCAGACCAAGAAGACUGCCGCUGCUCCUGGAGCUCAGGAACCAACGGCGGGCGUCCACCUGACAUUAACUCGUGCACACGAGCUAAGCGGACAAAAAAUGGCAGAUUUGAAAGCGACAUCCGGACAGGAGAAACCUGAUAAAGACGAUCACGUGGCUCCACCAUUACCAUUGAGAAUGCCGAUCGGCAAGCAGAUGGUUCAUCCCCAUCCGACCCCGACACCGGUACCAACAGACACCCCAUCCGGAGCUCAGGAACCGACGGCAGAUGUCCCCCUGAAAUUGAAUCCGCUUGCGUUAAAAGGACAAAAAACGGCAGACGUUAUACCGACAUCCAGACAGGAAAACCUUGAUCGAGGCAAUGACGUGGCUCCCCCAAUACCAGCGAGAAGGAAGUCGAAUAUGGAGAAGCAGGUGGAUGAUGCCAAUCCGACCAAUGGUGCCCAAACACCGGUGCCAACAGACACCCCAUCCGACGGCGGCGAGGAACCCGGCAAAGAAGUCGAAGAAAUCGCCGAACCCAACGCAAAGCCUCCGGAUCCGAUGAGAGCACUCAAGCCCGGGCAGAGUCCACAAAAGAAAGCCCCUCUUCCGAAACAACCGUCGACCGAAAGGCCUCCGCCUCCACCGCUGCCCCCGCCGAGACGUCUGCAACCGAUAUACGCCAAUAGUGAACCCAUGUACCACGUCUACCAGGAGAUAUCACACAUGCGGGCGCUGAACAGACUUCGGCACGUCAGCGACAGCGGCGAAUCCGCGUUCUCGCCCGACGAUUACGAAAGCUUAUACGGCACAGCAUCCGUGCAGGGGCUGGCGACAGUGAAGCAGAUGGUCUCCCUGUGGAGCCAGCAGUCCAAAGUGAUCGAGAGUGGCCUCAUGAGCUCCCUGACCAAGCGUCAGAUACAGCACCAAGAGGCCAUGUUCGAAAUCGUCACGUCCGAGGCGUCCUACCUCAAAAGUUUGAACGUCUUCAUCAACCACUUCAUGGAUUCGGACUCGCUCAACAGAAUCCUCAGCCCCAGGGACAAGAAUGACCUAUUCUCCAACAUCGUGCAGGUCAAAAACAUCAGCGAAAGUCUGCUGAGCAGGCUGAGGGAGCGAGUGGAGAUGUCUCCGCUCAUCUCCGAGGUGUGCGACAUCCUCUACGAGUACUCUCUGAACCACUUCAAGCCGCUGGUCUCCUACGUCAUCAACAUCCCCUGCCAGAUCACGACCUUCAAGAAGUUUAGCGAGGGUAAGGACAAGGGCUUGUUCUCGAGCAAGAUCAAGCUGCUGGAGGAGGCGCCGGUGUGUGAGAAGCUGCCGUUCCUCUCCUUCCUGAGCGUGCCCUACCAGCGCAUCACCCGCUAUCAGCUGCUCGUCAAGAAUGUCAUUUCGAAGGCAGAAGAAAGCGUAGAAUCAGGAAACGUGGUCGAGUUGGCUCUGUCUAAAUUGGAAGAGCUUGUGCAGCAGAGUGACAAGGGAGUUGGUGAGCGGACGCAAGCUGAGCAAGUCGUGAACAUCGCGAACAACAUUUAUUUUGAAAAGGGCAUGAAGAGCCUGGCCAUCGUAUCGCAGUCGCGCUCGCUGCUGAAGAGUGGAAAGCUGCUUGUCCAGGAAAAGGCCAAGACGAUCAUCCCCAUGGCCGUGGCGAGAUUCACGCAGGGCAAGACCUACGUGAUGCUCCUCCUCUUCAACGACUUCCUCAUCGUCGCCACCAAGCAGAAGGGCGGCCGUCUGCUGGUGCUGGACUACGCGGACCGAGCGUUUGUAAUGGCCGCCGAGGCGGAGGGGAACAGCGACGCCUUCCUGCUCACGCUGAUGGACAAUCACCAGGGCAAGCAGGCCGAGUGGCUGCUUGCCGCCUCGAACACCACGGAAAAGCUGCGCUGGGUGGAGGCCAUUUCUUCCAAUGGAGCAAAUGAAAAUGAAAAAGUAUAUCAGCCCUGGGACUGCCCGGUGGUGCAGUGCGUGCGGGACUACGUGGCCCUCGAGAUGGACGAGCUCAACCUGCGCGAGGAGGACGUCCUCUGCGUCAUUCGCAAGACGCCCGACGGCUGGAUGGAGGGCGAGCGCUUACGGUCCGGCGAUCGUGGCUGGUUCCCGGCGAGCCACGUGGAGGAGAUCGCCAGUCACCACGUCGACGCACGGAACCUCCGCGAGCACAAGCUGUCGCUCAUGAAGUCCAAGAUGCAGGGCUCCACGCCGCAGCCCAACUUGUACUCGUCCAGCUAGCUGGCGCCCGGCCUGGCACCGACCGAGUCACCGAUCAUAGCCACGCCUGGGGGGGGGGGGGGGGAAGGGGGGCGAAUGACUCAACCAAAAACGAGAAAUUGUUGCACAUCUGAAUAAGAGUCGGAAUAAUAAUUUUUAAAAGAAAAAUCGAAACAUGAUAUUGAGGAGUGGUCAAGUCAAUUUAUUUUUCGUUCAACAAUGUAGUUUUUUAAACAAUGUAUUUUUUUAAACAUUUUUUUUUUAAACAAUUUAAAAAUGUUCGUUAAAUACGCGGCACCAUUCUGGCACAAAUCUGCCACCCAAAGCGCCAUCACAUUAAUUAUCGUGAACGUAAACAUUAAUUCUCGUGAACGUAAACAUUAAUACCUGUAAGGGUAAACGUGAAUACCUCCAAACGUAAACAUAGACAAUGCUUGACACGGGUCAAGUGGUUGUGCUGUGAUAUACACUGUAUCUUUCCCUGCCAUGGUGUAUGUGGAAAUUCCAUGUGUGGCCCAGGAGCUGUGUCGGACGGCGAUUAGCACGGACACGGACGAGGAAAUUAUUUUAACUUUUUUGUUUUACAGAACACGAUGCAGGGCCCUCUGAAGAACAGUCUUGCUCUGUGCUAAUGCCGUGGAUGCUAACGCCGACUGUGAGAAGGACCGUACGCGAUGUACGAUAAGGAACUUUCUCCAAUCACUAGUUAGAUUGUAUAAGCUAUAUUCCCAUUUGUGUAUAUGCAACUUUGGAUAAGUGUAGUAAAUCUAGAGAUAGCCGAAACGGUAGAAUAUUAUAUUUAUUCUCUCAGUGGGAAAAUAAAUCGAAGUUUUGACCGACUAAGCAAGACAUUGAUUGUACAAUGGGUAACAUAGUCUUGAUUUUGUUUUGAACAAAAAAUAUUCUAGUGCACAGGCGCCUGGUUUGAAGAAAAUUAGUUUAAAGAAAGUAUGAAAUAUAUAUUGAUGUAACAUUUAAAACAGGGCUGGGUAUUUAGGGGUGCAAAUGGUGUGGCCCAGCGCGAGCGAUCGGCACUUGCUGCAAAGCUUAACGGUUUGAAGGCGGUUGGAAGCCCUGGUUAAUACUGACGGUGUCUUCGCCGUGAAAUAUGCACCGACCUCUCAAUAGUGGACGUUAAAGACAACGGACGGCAUUCGCCUCAAAGAGUGUGCCACUGUCUGCCGGUGUCGUCGUCCAAAUUAUACAAAUUAGAAACAUGACACUGCUCGUUAUUCCAUUGGGAUUACAUAUAGCAGCAGUGCGCCCCCCACCCCCACCCCCAUUGUGGAAUUACCGCACACGAUGUGAACCAUAGCUCCCUCCUGCAUAUCAUCCCUGUGCUGUAAGAAUGGCACAAAUACUGGACAUCUGUGAAAAGGAGCUUCAUAGCUCAUCCGAUUCCUCCAAUCUGAAUAAAGAUUCUGAUUCUGACUCAAUUAUUAGCAUUAUUAAAUGGGGCAUUUGUCCACGACCAAAAUGUUCAGAGGGCCCUAUGGAAUAAAGUACGUUACAUUUUGUAUUAUGAAAAAUAGGACGGAUUAUUCGUGUUAUCGUCUUGGAUUUACUCGCUUUUCGGUUGUUUUAAAUUCACCUUACAGCGUUCCAUUUCUGCAUGCAUUCGUUAAAAGUCGAACUUGGUCUCGUUUUAUAAGUUAUAGUUAUUUUCAUGUGUUCGAUGGAAUAGUAAUUUACGUGGA
Messenger RNA from Petromyzon marinus (sea lamprey), 5076 nucleotides. Its product is annotated as rho guanine nucleotide exchange factor 19-like. NCBI's taxonomy places the organism in Eukaryota, Metazoa, Chordata, Hyperoartia, Petromyzontiformes, Petromyzontidae. The record is from RefSeq and is a predicted model, not a curated record. Gene Ontology annotation, biological process: activation of GTPase activity. Gene Ontology annotation, molecular function: protein binding; guanyl-nucleotide exchange factor activity.